GCGCCAAAAGGUUUAAUUUUUAUCGAAUUUUUGUAUUUUAAUUUCACUAAUUUCCCCCCGUUUUAAAUUCCUUGCCCAACGUCUUCUUCCUUCUUCUCCCUCCUCCUUUCUCCCUAUAUCGUUCUCUCUCAUCCCCUCUCACUUUCUCUCUCCUCCUCCUUCAAUGGCGGCUAAUCCAUCUCUUCACUUGUCUCCACAAUUGCAGGUACUUAAAGCUUUGUUUCUUUCUCUUUCUUUGUCUUAUGGAUGACGAUUCGGUGAAUUCUGGCGGCUGCGGAGGUGGUACGAAGCGAAUGAUGGAAAUUGAGGUUGCAAUUGACAGCGGAGGAGGUGGUGGUGGGGGAGGAGGAAUGGAGAUUGAUGGUGGUGAGACAGUGACAGCGAAGAGGAGGAAGAAGGAGGAGGUGGUGGAGAUGAAGAGAGUGGCGGAGAUUGUGCUCGUAUUGUCCGCUUUAGGAAGGAUGAGAGCCGGGAGAGAUCCAACAGUUGCGGAGAAGGCGAUGAUGGCGGAAGCUAGGGAAAAGGUUGUGACUUUGUGUCAGGAGUUGGCUCCUAAGGAUAUUCUUCCUACUGAGGCUUUUGGUGUUGUGAUUGAAGAUUUAGGGCUUAAUCGUUUGAAGGAGCGAGUUGGAGGGUUUCGCCCAACAAAGAUCUCGAUUUCGGAUAAGAUUGCUCUCUCUAAACGCAGGAUGGAAGAAUCUAAGGUGUUUGCUGUGCAGCCUGCUUCAUAUCCAUCUCAGAGAGUGCAAACUGCCAGUGGGGCUGUUAGUGAGAACCGUGGGCCACCUCCUACAGUCCGUGUAGUCCCAUCUGAUAAAGUGGGCCAAAUGCCUGUAUCCACAGGAACUUUUCAACCUCCUAUUCCUGUUGCUAAUCCUUCUUCAGCAGCUUCUGCACCCAUGCGGUUUCAUCCUCCUAGCACCGAAGUUCGCCCACCAGCUUUAUCUUCUGCUGUAUUGAAUAAUAUGGGAAGGGAUUCUACCUCUGUGAUGCCUCCUAGACUUGAUAGAGCAAAUAUAAGACCUGAUGUAAGACCAAAUGGGAAAGCUUUGCCUCAUGUCCCAGUGAGUUCUGCAGCUAAUCAACAUAUGGUGCGGACUACUCCUGUGCAUCUACGGCCUCAGACUCCAAUGCAGGUUAAUCUCGGAACAAAGAAUAUGGUGCCUGGUCAACUGCAAGUGAAAUCUGAAAGUAAUGCUAGUUUAAGUGCUCCACAAAUGACAUCACAAUCAGCUGUUGCUCCAACGCCAGGACUUGUCACCAGUCACACAGUUCCUGGAAUGAGGCCUACUAUGCAUCAUCCUAUUCAGGGUAUGCCAUUUGUUCAUGCUCCAGCUGUCAAUCACCACCUUGAGGUAUCUAGGAUAGUACAGAAAUUUCUUACCCCAAAGGUCCCUCCACGUCCUGUGUGGACUCCUCCUUCGAGGGAUUAUAUGAAUAGAGCAACAUCGUGUCAGUUCUGCAAGCUGGUUAUUAACGAGGUUGAAAAUAUGGUGGUUUGUGAUGCUUGUGAGAAGGGUUUUCAUUUGGGAUGUCUACAAUCACACAAUGCAAAAAGCAUACCGAGAGUUGAGUGGCAUUGUCCUAGGUGUAUCUCAAUGAGCAAUGGGAAACCGUUUCCUCCAAAAUAUGGCCGUGUUACCAGAAAUAUGAAUGUUCCAAAAGUCCUUUCAAACACAAUUGGAGUUCAGUUGCCUUCAGAGAGAAAGGCGGAAACCAUGGAUGAGAAGAUGAAUCAGUCAAAUGCAAUUAUUGAAAGAUUCCAAGAUUUCAAAACACACUCUAAGGUUAAUCAGCCAAAUGCCAUGAUAGACAGAAUCCAGGAUUUUAAAACACACUCUCAAGUGAGUCCGCCAAACGCAACUACAAAUGGAAGCCAGGAUUCUAAAGUGCACUCUCAUGCUGCAAAAGUUGCUGAACCAUCGUCUGAGUCAAACCUGCCACACGAAAGUGAGAUGAAUAGAAAUGACGUAUCCAUAGGCAUAAAGGAAGAUGAGUCUAAGUUAGAAAAUUGCUCAAGCAACAUGACAGCAGCUGCAGUAGAGCCCUCUUUAUCAACAUCAAAUGAACCUUCUAGUGAUAAGCCUUCUCUGCAGGUGAAAUCUGAAAUAUCUCCUUCUGAAGAUAGGUUAAUGUCUGAGACAGAGCCUGAAACUCCAGAGAUAUCUCAUGCAAAUAACAAACUUGAUGGCUUGCCGAUAUCAAGCAAUCAAAACGAUGUUGAUCAAAAGGUGUUAGAUAAUGUUGAAAUCCCAGCUCACCAACACUGUGACAGCAAUGACUUGCCGAUAUCAAGCAAUCAAAACGAUGUUGAUCAAAAGGUGUUAGAUAAUGUUGAAAUCCCAGCUCACCAACACAGUGACAGCAAUGGAGUUAUUGAAACCCAUCAAUGCAAGGAUGACAAAAAUGAUGAAAAAGAUGUUCCAAAAAAUCUUGUUGAGAUGGAGAGAGUCGGUGAUCAAACUGAGGAGCUUACUGACGCUUCAGAGAUUUGCUUGCAUAGUGUUGACUGGGUUGGUGACACAGAUAGAGUUGUGGACGAAAAGAAGUUUUUUCGAUCUUGUCGCAUCAAUGAAAUAGUAUAUCAAUUGCACGAUUAUGCCCUUCUCCGUGCUGGAAAUGGCAAAAUUUUACCUGUUAAGCUUCAGGAUAUGUGGGAGGAUCAAACUAGUUUAAAAUGGCUUGUUGUCCAUAAGUGUUACUUUCCUGAUGACUUGCCAAACGAGGUUGGCCGCCCGGGUGCUCCUCAAAACAAUGAGGUCUAUGAGUCUACUCAUGAUAGCACUGUGUUGGCGGGUUUUGUUCAAGGACCAUGUGAAGUGCUUCCAUUCCGAAAGUUUGGGGAUGAAGCUGAGAAAAGCGAUCAAGGCUCUCCAGCGAAAGACAGGAGGCAGCCAGUCUUUAUACGCAAUUGGUUCUAUGAUGAGACAAGACGGGCUUUCUGCCCCAAUGCUAGCUGAUCUUGGAUGUGGAUAAAUGCUGUAUGAUGCUUUGAAACUUAUAUUGGCAUACAACUCAUAUGUCUUCAGCUACUCUGGUAAUAUAAUGCAGACCGAGUUCACAGCCUAUAGGUAGUCUUUUUCUUUCACCUUUGUACAAUAUGUAGCAUUAACGCGUUUGUAAUCGUUGUAUAACAUUUCUUUCGUAGCCAUCUAGGUAAAAUUUGUACAGGGUUUGCCCUUAUUUUUGGGUGCCCAAGCAUUUAUUGAAAAUAAUAUUCAAGCCUUCUUUUUUUUUCCUAUAAAUUGUGCUGAAUUAAGUUUAGACCUUCCAAUGUAUAUGAACAUUUUUGUUUCUCAGUCAUAAUUGAUCUUUUACUUUCGAUUGA
Messenger RNA from Spinacia oleracea (spinach), 3328 nucleotides. RefSeq lists its product as uncharacterized. The coding region runs from base 243 to 2960 and encodes 905 amino acids. The record is from RefSeq and is a predicted model, not a curated record. Lineage: Eukaryota; Viridiplantae; Streptophyta; Magnoliopsida; Caryophyllales; Amaranthaceae. Gene Ontology annotation, molecular function: chromatin binding. The transcript has 7 exons.